Diceros bicornis minor is the source of this 1933-nucleotide messenger RNA. RefSeq names its product family with sequence similarity 110 member D (gene FAM110D). The record is from RefSeq and is a predicted model, not a curated record. NCBI's taxonomy places the organism in Eukaryota, Metazoa, Chordata, Mammalia, Perissodactyla, Rhinocerotidae. The coding region runs from base 808 to 1623 and encodes 271 amino acids. The transcript has 2 exons.
AUCAUCCUCUUCCCAGCCAAUCCCAUUUGCCAUCAGAGGACCUUGAGCAGAGGCACCUCCAAUGGGCUCCCGAGUGACCUUCAUGCCAAGACUUGCUAGAGCAGGCUCACCCUGCACAUCUGCAGCACCACUGCCCCCACCCUUAGGCUGCAGAUUCCUGGCCUCACCUGGAGGGAGAGCAGGCUUGACACCAUCCACACAGCCAGACCGGGACAGGUCUAAACCUGCUUUAGAGGGAAAAAAGCACAGUCAACCAGGACCCUGCUCUGCCUUCCCAUUGGAACCAAGAGGAUUUGCCCAGGGCCAGCAGAGGGGGCUGACCCCCAGGGAAUAGCACGUCCCCACCCCAGGCCUGUAGAGGAAGCCCGGGAAUCAGGAGACCUUGUUUGGGGUCCUGGCUGUGCCCCAAGCUCACUGCGCCUCCAUGCAAAUCACUUAGCCUGUCAGGGCCUGUGUGACCAUCUGUAAAAUAGAGGAGCUGGACCUGGUCCACAGGUCCUCGCCAGCGCUGAGACUGACCAGGAAGGAGUUAACAGAGGCCAGGCUCUGGGUCAGGAAGGUGAGGGUUAAUCUGGGGGGGUGGAGGCUCGCUCAGCUUUUCCUGUGGAGAGUGAGGUUUGGCUGCCACCAAAGUUACUUCCAGUCCUUGCUGUCCCUCCUGCCCUUCAUCUGGCCCUGCCCAGGGACCCCUGCAUUCAGCCUCCCCACACAGAGGCCCCAGGGAGUUCAGCCAAUUGCUCUCCACUUCUCAACUAGCUGCCUACCUCCAGUGGCUUAUGGGGCACUGUCCUACCCAACUCUGCUAAGAUGCUCCAGGCCUCUCCCUCCACCCCGUCCAGGGGACGGACCCCCAGCGCAGUGGAGAGGCUGGAGGCUGACAAAGCCAAGUAUGUCAAGACGCGCCAGGUGAUAGCGCGGCGCCAGGAGCCAGCUCUGCGCGGCGGUCCCGGGCCGCUUACGCCGCACCCCUGCAAUGAGCUGGGGCCCUCUGCAUCGCCCAGGACGCCCAGACCGGCCCGACGGGGCAGUGGCAGGCGACUGCCAAGGCCUGACUCGCUCAUCUUCUAUCGCCAGAAGCGGGACUGCAAGGCUUCGGUGAACAAAGAGAACGCCAAGGGCCAGGGGCUGGUGCGGCGCCUCUUCCUGGGAGCCCCCCGAGACGCCGCCUCGAGCAGCCCGGCCCCAAUAGAACGACCUGCGGCUCCCGGGAGUUGGGCCGCCCCCCAAGAUGCCCCGGAAGCGGCGGGAAAGCGAGCGCUGUGCCCCACGUGCUCGCUGCCCCUAUCGGAGAAGGAGCGCUUCUUCAACUACUGCGGCCUGGAGCGCGCGCUGGUGGAGGUGCUGGGAGCCGAGCGCUUCUCUCCGCAGAGCUGGGGCGCCGAGGCCAGCCCCCAACCUGGGUCGUCGCUGCUGCCCGGCUCCGGGGACACCAGCGACUGGACGUCCAGCGACGGCGGCACGGAUCGCCCGAACGGUGCGGACGGCGGCGGGGGCUCGGAAGCGGCGGGCUCGGCGCGGGACGGGCGCCCUCCAGUGUCGGUGGUGGAGCGCAACGCACGCGUCAUCCAGUGGUUGUACGGCUGCCAGCGCGCCCGCUGCCCACCCCGCGAGUCCGAGGUGUGACAUCGGCCGCUCGGGAGCCGGCUCCCGGGGAGUCCGGGGUCCAGGGAGGGGCAAGGGGUGGCCGCGGGCAUGGACCUGGGCACAGGCAGGGACACCCUGCCUCUGACGCGCAGGGUGCCUUUAGGCGAGCCCUUCACUCUGGAUCGCGGCUUCCCGAUGUGAACCAUGGGGGGAUGGGAUAAAAUCUCGAAGGCCCUUCCCAGCAUAGGCGUCGGAAGGGGAGAUGGCGGCCUCGUGGCCCCUGUGGAGGCCGGGUCUGGGUAUCCAAGACUGGGGUGGGAGAUCAAAGAACCUGCUGAAUAAAGUCAAA